UUUCGAUCGGUAAUUUGUGGACGAAGAGGAGGCGUGAAAGAACAAAAACACAGGAAGACAAUGAAUGGAUUAAAAUUUCAUUUCGUGGAUAAACGGUAGCGGUAGUUUUCCAAAUCAAUUUUGGGGAUUUCUUGUUAUAUCGAGUUUCACGAUAAAUUGUGGCUAUCAAUCUUCUGGAAAGCUUGGAAUCAAGUUAAUUUCCUGUACUAGAGCCUUGAGGGGUCCACUUGCUACUAGAUGGUUUGCACAUUUUAGUUGGACUGAUACCACUAAGCAUGUGUUGAAAGUUUUUAGGGAUGCACUUGAUUCCAUGACAGAGGAUCAGUUUAUUUGGGAACCAUAUUCGGAUGACUUAAUUGAGAGUCUUCCUGAUUAUUGUCGAAUUGAACGAGACAUAUGGCGUGUAAGAGCUCCAAUUUUUUGUUGGGAUAUCGUUGAGGUUCACUUGCCUGAUCGAGUUAUGAGACAAUUUGGAUUAAAACAAACGAUACCAACUCCAUUUCUAUUUGACGCCACACAUUUUCACCAUGAUCGUAGGGGCAGACGAAAUACAAAUUGGAACUUGGAGCAUGCACAAUGGUUGCCUCUUUGGAACCAACGACUUCAAUAUGUUUGUGAUGCUCCGGUCAAUCGUGAACCACUUCGAUAUGACGACCCUUACCUUAUUUGGUUUAGACGCAUUACUCGUCUUGUUAUUGGUUAUCCUACUCAGCGUCCUCAACAACAAGAAGGUUAUGAGCCCAAUUCAACGGCAUAUGAAACAAUGGUGCGUCAUAUUCAUUCCAUGGUUGAUAGAGCAAAAGCCCUUGGUGAUCAACCAUCAAUGGAGGAUUUAUACAUAUUUCGUGCAAUGGUCCGAAAUGAAGGAGAAAAGUGCUUGACAUAUGUGCACGAGGCUGCUAAGAUUAACGUACAAUCCGAUUAUAGAAGAGAUGAGGUACAUGAUGAUCAUUUACAUUAUCCGGUUCGUAGGCGAGGAAAAGGUGGUGUUGCUGGUAGGAGGGCUCGUGCUGUUGAGAAAGGACGAGCGCCUAUUGAAAUGGAUGAAUCAGUCUCCGAAGAUGAUCACACAACUUGUGAUUUUGGUUCCAUUUCAAGGGGCCAAACUCAAGAAUUCACUCCCGGGGCAUCAGGUAUGACAUAUCAACCAACAAAUACUGAUAUUGUUCCAUACACGGCAUCACAAAUAUUAAGGAAUUCUAGUCUUUCAUCACUUGAGAAUGUAUUUGGUGGUUCUCGACCUCAACAUUUUGAGAAUGCCCCCAACUUUAAUUCAUCACCUGGGCUGCCAAUGUCCAUUGAGACCCCUAGUGUUGUUAAUCAUUUAGAGGACUCCAACAAUGAAGUGGAGAAUGCAAAUGAAUGUGGUGAACCAUCAGCGAAGGAGAAGCGUAGGAUUUUUCCUAAGCGUUGUGGGACUGGUACUAUUAACAUCUUUAUUUUAUUUUUUUGA
Molecule: messenger RNA, 1453 nt
Organism: Solanum pennellii
Lineage: Eukaryota; Viridiplantae; Streptophyta; Magnoliopsida; Solanales; Solanaceae
Exons: 4
Coding region: 311-1453 (380 amino acids)
Source: RefSeq, a predicted model, not a curated record